CUGAAUUAGAUAGUCAAUCAGCACCCUUGAUGGAAAUCAGCCAAGUCCGGAAAGUCUUUCCAAAGGCUUUGUUGUGGGUGACUGCUUCCUUAGGGUAAAGUGAUUUAGGUCCAUUAUCUUAGUAUUACAGUCAUACUUGUAUAUUAUCUGGUGGAUGCAUUUUAUACACUUAAGUUAGAGGGAAACAACUAAACAAUUUGAAAUGUGUAUUUUCACUUUUAAAAGAAACUUUAACAAAUGUUGGUUGAUAAUUUUGUAAAAUGUAAAUUUUAAAUUAUUUUUGGAGUGGGAUGGUGUGAUGAGUGGACUGAUAAAAGUUGUGAAAUAUCAAAUUAAUUUUGAAAUUGAAUGCCAUUAUUAAAUAUAGAAUUUGUUAAAUUAGAAAUAGCAUUGUCUUUCAAUUUAUAAAUAAUAUAUUGGGGACCACUUAGUAAAAAAUUAAAAGUUGUGAAAUAUCAAAUUAAUUUUGAAAUUGAAUGCCAUUAUUAAAUAUAGAAUUUGUUAAAUUAGAAAUAGCAUUGUCUUUCAAUUUAUAAAUAAUAUAUUGGGGACCACUUAGUAAAAAAAAUGUGUCAAUAAAAUAAUAAAGGCACUGAAAUAGUCAUAUCAGUAUUAAGCUAUUCACCACUUAUUUGAAUAAAAUAAUGCCUUAUUAGGGUAUGCAACCAAUAAGCCUUGAAAGUACCGGUCUAAAAAAAAGGAAUAGAAUUAUAAACUAAGUCAUCCUACUCUCAGAUCUAUAUAAAUAAUUUUUCAUUAAAUAAAUAUUUAAGAGCCUGUAGUUUCCUGAGUUCUCUCCCUUCAUCCACUAAGCUCAGCAUAUUAAUUAAAGACCAUGCUUCUAAUAUGCUUAUAAAAUUUAUAAAGAUUAAUUAUAAUAUUUCAAAAUUAUUUUCAAUCAUUUGAUUUCUUUGCAUGGUUAGCAUGCAUGUACCUAGGUAAAAAACAUUGAAUAUUUGUUGUUCUUUGCAUGAUAUUAUCAAUGCAUGUCUGACUUUUUUAAAUUUCAUGUUUAAAUAAUUGCAAUGGAUUGUGUUUAGAUUUAUUUAUUUCAAGAAAGCUAUUAUAUUCAUUUUAGAAAAAAAUAUUUGGACCUUAGAAAAAUUUACUUGUACAGUAAAUCCCCUUAAUAAGAAGUCUGUUACUUAUGUUUUAAAAUAUUUUAUUAGUUAAUUAUCUUAAAAUAUAUUAGGCGUGACCUAUGUUGUGUCUGAACACUGAAAGUUUCCUCAUUUAAAUAUGAAAUGCCCUAUUGAAAGAAUAAGUGUAACUUAAUUUAACAUACCAAAUAGAUUCUUAUAUAAGUAACAUUUUAAAAAUGCUUUUGAAAAUUUAAAUUAAUUUAACAUUAUUUUUAUACAUUUUAAAUAUAUAUGUUUAUUUUGUAAUUUGAAUUAUCUUCACCACAGCCCUGAUGGCAAGGCUAUUUUCAAGGCAAAAGUUCCAGAUACUAUUACAUCCUGGGUGGCCAGUGCUUUUUCUACCAGUCUGACAUCAGGACUUGGUGUUGCCCCUUUUACAUCGUUGGUAAAAAAAAAUGGAACAAAGCUUUUAAACAUUGAAAUUUCCAAUCCUUCAUUUGCAGUGUCUCAUACAAUUACAUUUCCUUGUUACUACUUUCUGUGUCAAACCAUAAUUUGAAUUAGAAUCUAAGAAUAGAAAUUUAUCAUCAGUAAAGCUACAUCAAUUCUUGUUAAUUUUAAAAAUCUCAUUUCUAUUCUUCUUCUUCUUCUUAUAUUAGAGGGGCCCAUGAUCAAUUUGUUGAUCAUUCUGGCUCCUGGUUUAAAUUCAGAGUUUGCCUUCUCUUAGAUGGGUGGCCGUCCAACGCUUACGAGUCCUAUCCACCCGGGGUGCUGGGAUGUUGCCUUUGGUGGGGAUUGAACUCCAGACCACCAACUAUUUGGUUUGAGACAGUUUAGACCGCUCGGCCACCCAGCACCAUAUUUAUACUAAUACAGUUAUAAAUCUUUAUACUAGUGAAAAGAAUUUUAUUAAAAUGAAGAAAACAAAAACCCAGCUAAUCAUUCCCAUCAGGCUCUGUUGCAGAGAAAACUCCAGUCACAUGUCAUAACUGUAAGACAUCAAACUAGUGCUAAAAAAAUAUAUUUAUUUGGCAUGUUACUGGAGAAGAUUUGACUGGUUUAUAUUACUGCUAUUCAUUACCCCCUAAGACAUAGGAACUUUCUAGGCUGUGGAGUGCUUACUUUAUAUUAUAAAUGUCCAUGCUACUUUCUGACAAUCUUUGUCUCUCCAAUAAUAAGUAGAUAAAAAUAAUGUUAAUAAUUCCUCAAAGUAAAUGGUACAAGAGUAAAUUCCUCAAAGUAAAUGGUACAAGAGUAGAAAUAUUUAAAAUAUUUGUUUAAAUUAAACUUUUAGAUUAUGCAUUAUAUUUCUACAUUGAAUAAUUCAAAAAAAUGAUAUUUUUAUUGUUUUUAGUUCUGCAUUUUAUUUUUUAUUUCUAUCUUUCCAUUGUUAAUUUUUAUGCUGCAUUUGAGUUCUCUUCAUAGUCAAAUAAUAAAUUAUUUCUUAUUCUCAGCUUAAGGUCUUCAUGCCUUUCUUUGUAAGCCUGACUUAUCCCCGUUCUGUUACUCGUCAUGAGCAAUUCGUUGUUCAAGCCACAGUUUUCAAUUACCUACCAUCAGAUCUUGAGGUAAGAAUUCUGGUUUUAAAAUUUGUAAUUAUUGGAUCUAAGCGAUUUAAACUCAAUUGCACUUGACAUUAACAUAAACAUUGAACUAAUAACACUGCAAAACCCGAUCACUAACAUUUAGUUCUUUAAUUCCUUUCAAUAUCUCUGUUGCAAAAUUAAUAAAAAUACAAAAUUGAAUUUUUAAUUUUUUAAAAUUUCACUUUUCUAUUGCAACAAGAGUUGUUUACUUUUGCUUCAAAGUUUAAAGAGUCAGAGUAAGACAUUAUUUUACCAGAUCUUCCCACUUAAAUCAUUACAGUUAGUAAUACAAUUAGACACUUUUAUCACAACUUUUUGACACCUCAAACCCUUUGACACAUGAGGGUGUUUAUAAAUGCCCCCAAAUAAGAUUGAUGAAUAUUUUUUUUUCUUUCUGUUCAUGUGACAAUGAAUUUUAUUUAAAUGUAUAGGCCUUCACAUAAAUACAUCAAUAAUACUUAAAAUGACUCUUCAAUAUAAUUUAUUAUUUGAAAAGAACCAAUUCAAGAAAAUACAAGAGUAGUCAUGCAAAAUAGUACAAUAGUGACACUGUUGUAAAUGUAAUGUGCAGCUAUUACAUGAAAAAAUGUUUACCACUUUCCAGGUGAAGGUCACACUGAAAGGUCAAAUAGAGUUCAAGAGCAUCAUCAUUUAUGAAAAUGGUACAGAAAUUUUAGUCACUGGAAAUCAAGAAACUGCUGUUGCCGUAAGUUAAGUAAAAAACUGAACCUUUUGUUGCCUUCAGGUUGUGAAUGUAUAAAGUUUCUAAAAUAAGUAAAUGAAUUAAGCUAUGAUUCACUCUAAUUUAGAUACUGUACACAAUCAUUUAAAGUAAUAAUCCAUUAAGUUUACAACUUGGAAGGACAGUCAAAAUCCCAAAGAACAGAAAAAUAAAUACCUCCAUCCCAUUUAACUUACCAUAUGGAGCACCUUCCAAUAUUUAUGACUCUGAAUGACACACCAGUAGCAAAAUGCAGCCCUGCACUUGUCUAGAAAGCAGCUGUCAUUGAAACAAUUGAAGGGUUUGCUUAUGGAUGGCUCGGCGAAUCUGUGAUAAAGAAAUAUGUUGUACGGUGCACUUGUCCUACACCGUAUUGGAGGGCCACCAAACAAGGACAUUUCAGAGCCCAGUAGGACCACAGCAUCAAACUCUGAUGUGGAGAUUGAAGUAUCAGGGCACUGGAUAGUGUGUAUAGUAUACUUCAGAAUUGGGAACUUGUACAAUUUGAUGUGGUCAUUUUCUCUGAUUCUAGAUCCCCUCUUGAUGAGACCUUGAAAUCUGGUGGAAACUGAGUCACCAACACCAGAGUCUGGUGACACAAAUAAGGACAGAACACUGUCCUACUUUCUCUUACUUUCAACAAGAUAGGCAAAAAAACAAGGACAUGACCUGACAGCAUGGCCCCAUUAACAGUAGCCACAUGACAUGACCUGACAGCAUGGCCCCAUUAACAGUAGCCACAUGCUGAUUUUGUGCCCAAGCUUGAUGUUGGGGGGAGGGGGGUUAGGGUGGUGGCAUUUUCCUUUGUUCAGAAAAUGUUAAAUGGCACAUCCUGACAGAUGGAACAGGCUGCCAUAGUAUUAGCAAAAAAAUAUUGCUCAGCCAAAAUAAAUGUAGACCAUUCACAUUUAAGAAUACCUAAAGAUACAUUAGAGCACUUUGUAUAUUUAUAGGCCUACCUAAGGGCAAUACCACCAAUGUUUGACUACUAGAUUUAUAUGAACCAGAAAAUUGGAAUAAUGUUCUAAGGCAACUGUCACAGAGUAAAUUACUAUGUCAUAAAAAAGUAAAUUACAAUGUCAUAAAAAAGUAAAUUACAAUGUCAUAAAAAAGUAAAUUACAAUGUCAUAAAAAAGAAAAUUACAAUGUCAUAAAAAAGAAAAUAACAAGGUCAUAGAAAAGAAAAUUAAGGCAACUGUCACAGAGUAAAUUACAAUGUCAUAAAAAAGAAAAUAACAAGGUCAUAGAAAAGAAAAUUAAGAAAAGACAUCAACUCAUAUUUACUCACUAAACGAGACAAUCCUCCAACAAGUAUCCAAUAGUCCAUACCUUGGAAUUCUCUUCUCCAAUAACCUAAAAUUGUCGCCACAUAUAUACAAAAUUUUUUAAAAAGCCAACUCCACCCUAGGUUUCAUCCGAAGAAAUCUGCGCCACUGCCCAACUUCCUGCUAACGGAAUGCCUAUCUCGCACUUGUCCAUCCACUACUGGAAUAUGGUGCGAUCACCUUAAACAAGACGUGAAAACGAUGGAGCGAAUUCAACGAAACGCGGUGCGUUUUAUCACUCGCGACUACAAAUCCAUCACUCCUGGCUUAGUCACUGGCCUCUAAAAAAGAUUUGACAGACGAGAGGGACUCCGCCUGACAUUCUUAUAUAAAGUGAUCAUGGGACUGAUGCCGGCCAUCCCAGCAGGCACGUACCUCACCCCACAGAAGCCGGGUAGACUGAUCAGAGCAAAACGCUCACUGAACACGGACUUCACCACUGACAUUCCCAUAAACAAUUACACUAUAAACAAUAGCAAAUGCUUCAAAGUGCCUUAGUGCAACACAGUGCAGUAGCAACAAUCUUUCUUCCCACGCACAAUAAUAGCAUGGAACAACCUGAACGAUGCCACUGUGAACUCGACAUCAGUCAAAAGCUUCAAGGCUGCCCUGGCAUCAGCUAGGAGCUGUUAGAAUAGCAACAUCAUACCUAAACAGAUGAGUUUUAAGGGACUUUUUGAAAAUGGACGAGGUUUCACAAUGACGGAUAUGGAAGGGGAGCUGGUUCCAGAACGUGGGCCCAUGGAAGCAGAAGGAGCGUUCACCGAUGGUCUUAGUUUUGGUUCUUGGGAUUGAGAGGGUUCUACUGUCAAUGGAAGAACGUAGUUGUCUUGUGGGGAUGUAAGGAAGCAACAGUUCAGAGAGAUAGACAGGAAAGUGAGGGUCAGUGAAAGAGUUGAAGCAAAGAUUGGCCGACUUUUAUUUGAUGCGAGAGGAUAUUGGAAGCCAGUGGAGUUGCCGCAUGUGUGGUUGAAUGUGGUCAUGUUUCUUUGAUUUAAAAAUGAGUCUGCAUGCUGAGUUCUGUGCCUUCUGAAGUUUGUCUAUGUGGUGUUGAGGAAUGCCUGCGAGAAGAGUGUUACAGUAAUCAAAUUUUGAAAGAAUGAGUGAAGAGACAAGAGUUUUUUUGGAAUCAAAGGAGAGGAGGUGUCUAAUGGUGCUGAUUUUUCUAAUUUUGUUAUAUGGUGAUCUGCAUAUAUUCGUGACAUGUUUGUCCAUGGAGAGGGUGUCUGUAAGCGUGACUCCAAGGUUUCUGGCAGAGGGAGAGAGUAUGAUGUCAGAGUUGCCAAUAGAUAUAGAAGAAGGAGUGAAUGGAGGGAGAGGUUUGUUUUGAGAGUGGAUGAGAAGGAUUUCCGUUUUAUCAUCAUUUAGCUUCAGUUGCAAGUCAUCCAACGCUUUACAUCGUCCACGCACUCCUGUAUGCGAAGGAUUGUGGCAUCAAGUUGAUCAGGAAAGCAAGAGUCACUGAUUUGAGUGUCAUCAGCAAAGGAUUGACUGGAAACUGAGUGGUGGCUAAUGAGAGAUGAUAGAGGUUUAGUGUAGAGGAUGAAAAGGACAUUACCAGAAUCAGAACCAGAAUUACAAGGUCAUAGAAAAGAAAAUUUCUAGGUCAUAGUAAAGAACACUACAAGGUUAAAUAAAAUAAAAUUACAAGGUCAUAGAAAAUAAAUUUACAAGAUCAUAGAAAAGAAAAUUCCAGGUCAUUUGAUUUAGUGAAUGAGUUUGAACCUCAAUUGAAAAAAAAUUGAAUUCCCCUCAGGUAAAAUCAGGUGAACAAGGAGUUGCCUAUUUUCCAAUGUUAUCAACUGCAUUAGGUUUUGUAGACUUUGAAGUUUCUGCUCAAUCCACGGUGGCGGCAGAUGGUGUGUACGGACAGAUAAUUGUCAAGGUAGGGCACAGUAGUGACAUAGCUUCUUGUUUUUAGAAAUUUUUAUUUUUCAAUGACUCACAAUUGCAAACUGUAAGCACACCUGCUCUUUAUUGUAUUUAAUAAAGGUAAAAGAUGAGAAGAUAAAAAAGUGGAUGCCACAUAGUACAAUUACCUGCUGAAGAUAUUGUUUACCUCGUUCUUUAUUUUUUUCAUUAGAAUAUAUAUAUAUUUCUUUACUGUUUAUUGCAUUCAAAAUUAUUUAUGAAUGUAUUAAUCUACAGCCUGAAGGUGCUCCAGUCAGCUACAAUGUCCCUGUGUUUGUCAACAUUGACAGCAAUUCUACCCAGAAAUUUGAAAAGAGUUUUACAUUCACCCUUCCCCCCUCUGUUGUUGUCGGCUCAGAAAGAGCCAGAGUGAAAGCCUCUGGUAAAUAUUUAAUGUAUUUUAUUAGGCGGUAUAUAUAUAUAUAUAUAUAUAUAUAAAUUUUUAAAAAGCAUAUAAGUUAGUAGAUGUAAUACAUUUUAUUAGAGCACUUAUUUCUUGAGUAUUUCCUCAGAUUGCUUCCAUUGCUGUAAUUUAUAGAAAUAACUUAAUUCUACAACUUAAAAUGUUAAUGGAAAUAAACUGAGCUGAUUUUCUAAUGUUGUGAUGCAUUUAAAAAGAAAAGCCAAAGUUUGUGGAUGUUUUUAACAUGAAUUUAAUUACUCUAACAUUGCAUACCUUCUUCUUCUCUCUAUAUAUUAAGGGCCCACUAUCCAUGCAUUGAUCAUUCUGGCUCCUAUUUACCUUAUGUAAAAUAUGAUGCUCAUCACAUAUUUUUAAAGUUAAUUAAAAAUUUUUAAAAAUCUUGCCAGUUUGUAAUUAAAGAAUUUUAAAAUGUUUAAACUCAAAACAUCAUAUGAUAUCCACAACAGGUGAUCUAAUUGGUUCAAGCAGCUUGAUGUCAUUCAUCACUCUUCCAACUGGUUGUGGUGAGCAGAGUCUUGCUAGGUUUGCCCCUGACCUUUACAUUGCCCAGUACCUCAAUGCCACAGGUCAACUGACACAUGCUUCGAAAGGACACAUCAUUGAGGUAUUAGAAGCAGGUGAGAUCAAAUCUGUUAUAAAUAGUGCAUGAAAAGUAGAAUAUCAAGAACAAUAAAAGCUUAUAUCUUUAAGGUUUUCACUGUUAUUCUUAAAAAGGCUGUUUGACUUAGUAUAAUUAUGAAAGGUCUUUUUUGAAGCUUAAAUCAGAAUUUAAAUAUUCUUAUAAAUUGUUUAGCCUAAUGACAGGAGGUGGUAAAAACUCAUGCAUUAUUUUAAAAGAACUUACUGCUCUUCACAUCAUCUAUGUUUAAACAAGCAAAUAACAUAACUUGAAAAACUCUUUUUGGCUCUUAUUUGUCCCAUCUACCUGCUGAACAGGUUACCAAAGACAACUCACUUACCGAAGAUUCGAUGGUGGAUUCAGCCCCUUUGGCAACUAUGAUGAAACUGGCAGCACUUGGUAAGUGGUUUCAAAUGGAAUUUAUACUAUUUCACAGAAUAUAGGAUAGGACUUUAUAUACACAAAUGAGGGCAUUAUGGUCAUAAUAGCAGUUGAUCUCAUGGACCCUGUUAAAAAUGUUGGGGUGAUAUAAUAGUAAAUGUUUGGUCUAAAUGGUUUUCAAGCAAUUUUAGAAAACUAACUUAUGAUCUGAGAUAACUCAGUUUAAGGGAUGAUAUGACAAUUAUUUUCAUGUUUUAUUUUGGUAAUCCAGAACUUUUGAUGUAUUUACAGUAAAGAUUAUGAGUAAUUGACAUGAUCUUGUAAUUCAAUUCCUUAUAAAUAAAGUAAAUACAAAAUGGCCUCCAUCAUCAAUUUAUGUAUAUUUUUUAUUUUUAUUUAACAUUGACAUUUUAAUUGUUUUAAAUGUUAAGCAUCUCUUUCCUUUUUAUUUAGUGUUUGUAAAAAAUGUUAGCCUAAAAAUUGUACUAUAUCAAUUAAAUAAUUUCAGGCUGACAGCUUUGACAUUCAGAAUACUCUCUGAAGCCAGUGAAUUCAUCUAUGUUGAUCCCCUAAUACUUUCUACAUCUGUUAUGUGGAUCAUUGAUAGACAAAAUUUGGAGGGUUCUUUCAAUGAAUUUGGCAAAGUCUUGGACAAAAAUACACAGGUAGUCUAUAUAUCAACCUUGGAAACUUUGCUAGAUGUAACAUAAAAUUCUUUACUGAAUAUCAGCCAUUUCAAAUGCUUUUCACUUAAUAAUUUAAAAUAUGUUUCUUAGUAUCAUUCACCUUUAAUUUUUAAAUUAUUAUUUAAGUAAGAGGACAAAACAUUCUUUUUACCUCAAGUAGUCUUUUAAAUAAACCAUUAUUAGUUCUACUCAGCAUACAUAUUUUAUCCUGCAGGGAACAGGCACAGGACCUGCCUUGACGGCCUUUGUUUUGUUGAGUCUGUUGGAUGCUGAGAACUAUGUGGAGAAGGAGGUGAUUAUCUUAUUUGUGUCCUAUUUCAAGUUUUUAACAUUUCUUGAUCAUUAAAAAAAUUAAAGAUGCUUCAAAACCCUUGUUUAGCAAAGUUUAAAAAAAUUAAUUAAUACCAAGUAUAACAUAAUAUUACAAUAUCUCUAACAUUUAAAUGGACCAUAUUUUAUUCUAAUUCUCUUGUUAUUGAAAACAUGUUUCAUUGCAUUACAAGGCAUGUCUGAAGGAGGGAGGUUUCAGAUGUAACUACUAUGAACGUUGGGGAAAUGCCACUGAAAAAGCAAGGACUAAUCUGGAAAAUUUGGUGGCCAGUAAUGCUAUUGGGGAUCAGUUUCCUCUGGCCUUAGUCAGCUAUGCACUAAGCAAGGCAAAAAGUCCUGCAUCCAACACGGCUUUAGAGAAACUUCUUACAUUUUCCCAAAGUGGAGGUAGGAAGAAUAUUGUUGAAGGUUUAAGCCUAGUCCAUAAAAUUAAAACUAUGAUUUCUUUCAAUAAUAAGUUUAUAUCAAAGAAUGUGUAAUGAACUAUAAAAAAAAAAUAAAGUAAAUAUAUGUUAGGUAAAUGAAAUUAAAUGCACUUACAUUUCUAUAAUUACAAGAUCACAUAAGUAUUUAAGUACCAAACCUUCAUCGGAAUUAUUAUGAAAUGGAAUAUAAGUAAAAUUAAUAUCUUUCAUAGGCUUUUGUAGGCUAUAUUAAUUUUACUUUGUAUGCUUUUAUCAUUAUUAAACUGAACUGCAGUUUUUAAUGCUAUUUAUUAUCUAAAAGAAACAUUUAUAUCAAUGCAUGUUUAAUGAUUAAAUUGCCCUUUUAUCCACAGGUGGCCUUCUACACUGGGAGGCAAACAGCACAACUUUUGAACCUAUGCAAUCCCACUACUUCAAAUGGCGUCCACCCCGAAUCCAGGCUAGACCCAUUGACAUUUUGAUUACAUCAUAUGCUAUUUUAACAUAUACUCAAUUGGGUCGCAUUGACGAGGCCCUUCCAGCUGUCAGGUGGCUGACUACACAGAGAAAUGCUCAAGGUGGUUUCUCAUCUUCUCAGGUGAGCCUUGUAUAUAUGAAACUUAAUGAAGGAAUUUUUAUAUCCCUAAGACAGUGCAUUAUAUAAUUAUUAAAAAAAAACACACACACCUAUAAGCAAUCAAUAUUUUUAUUUAUCUAAAAAUGUCAGGUUGAUACCAUUGUCACAGGUUUUAUUUGGUAUUCUCACCUAAAUAGGACACAGUUGUAGGACUUCAAGCUCUCUCAGCCUUUGCUGCCAAAUCAUUGCUACCAGAAACUGAUCUUCAAAUUGUUGUAACUGCUCCGACCCCCUUGUCUACCUUUUAUGUAACAAGAGAAAAUGCUUUGUAUUUGCAAAUAACAGAGGUAUUUAUUUAAUAAUAAUAAAAGUUUUCCCCUUGUAAGAAAGUGUAUAUAUUAUAAAUUAGUAAAAUUUAUUUGAAAAAAACCCAUUGAUAUAAUGUAUGGCAAUCAUUAUGUUUUACCCUGAAUGAAAAUAUAAUUUAAAAAUGCAGAUAAAAAGAUAGAAAGAAAGAGAAUUUUUAGCAUUUUUGACUUCUCUUCACUGGUACCAAAUAUUCCUUUUGAAACACUAACAUGUUUAAGUUAUCUGAGUAUUAAAUUAUCAGCUGCAUCUUAACCUAAUAACUGUAAAAUAAACUUUUGUGUAUUGUUUUAAACACAUACCAUUAUUAAAUUAUUGUUAGAAUAUUAGAUUGGAUAAAUUAUAUUAUUUGGAUAGCUGCAGUCUCUUAUUUAUAUGGAAAACUAACUAACACACUUAGUCUGAUUUUCAUGGGUUUUGUUUGAUGACUUAAUAUCUUAGAAAUAGCUGUUAAUAAUUGUUAAAGCUGUCAAUGUUGGUCAUAAGCUGUGAUUUCAUUUUCAGCUUCCAAUACAGUGUUAAACUUAUCAAUUUUUUAUCAUAAGCUGUGAUGUCUUAUGUAUCUACCAAUUCCAUAUCUACAUUUAUUUAUUAAUUUUAAUAAAAAUGCCAGGCUUGUCGACAAUUAUUAUCAUUUAUGUUUUUCUUGCUUAUAACAGCUCUCAGGUGCCCCACAAGAGAUAUCAAUCAGUGCGUCAGGAACUGGAUUUGCUCUUGUUGAUGUAAGUCUCCAUAAUUUAAUAAGCUUAGAUUGUGUUGUAAAUUAGCUAGAAAAACACUAUUCAAACUUUAUAACAUGAUGUAGCACAGUGGUUCUCAACUCAUGGAUCGCAAACCCAUAAGGAGUUGUCUGCUUAUAUGACAGGAGUUGAUUGAAAACUUCAGAAAAGUGAUGUUUUAAUUUAAUGAUGUGCAUUUUUUUUCAUCAAUUUUACAACAAUUCGUUUUGAAAUUUAAAUAUUAUUUAUGUUGCGGUGAUCAGACUAAGUACAUAUUGUCACUAGACCAUGAUAAAAACAAAGUUAAUAAAAACUUUUAUUAAUAUGGUGGACAUAAGCAUCUAAAUUAAUUGAAAACUUAGAAUAUUUCUGUUCAUUUUUAUAAAUUACUAGCCAAUAUACCCGGCUUUACUGGGGAUUGCAUUUGGACCCCAAUCCUGGUAAGACCCCAAUCCUAUUCUGACCCUGAUCCUCGCACAAUCACUUUUCCUGGUGUGAUCCCGUUCAUGGUGGGAUCCCGUUUUCUUGUGGCUCUAUAUCCAGGGGGAAUCCAGAUCCCAAUGGGAUGCCGAUGCUGUCGGUGUCUUGAUCUUAAUGGGAUCUCAAACUCCAUGGAUCCUGGUGGGCUACCAAUCCCUUUAGGAUACCGUUCUCUGUGGGAUCCCAUUCCACUUAGGUACUCUCUUUUCCAAUUUUAUCCCUUUUUGGGAUAGGAUCCCAAUCCCGGUUUGAUCGUGUUACCCGAUGGAAUCCCUUUCCUGAUAGGAUCACGUAAACAAUGGGUUCCAGUUUACUGUUGGAUCUCAUUCGCCAUUAGAACCCUGUUCCUCUAUUGGAUCAUGCCCAGUGCGAUUUUGUUCGAAUAAUCUUUUGGAUCCCAUUAUAUAUCCCUGUAGAACAAUAUAGAACCUACUAGAACUUUCUAGAUUAAAAUAAAUAUCCUCCAUGAAACGUGAAAAAAAUUACUUUUCUACAUAAUUAUUUCUCAAAAGCGAAAUAUUUAAUUAUAAACUAAAUUGUACUACUAAAACUGUAAUUCAUUUAAAUUGAAAUAAACAGUGGGGGCCCAUUUAAUAAAGUACCUUUUUAGUUAUGUCUCAGAUGGGGGGGGGGGGGGUUUAAAAAAAAUAUUUCAGAUAAUAUAUAGGGUUGAAAUUUAAAAAUUUUUCCCAUUAAAAUCGCUUUCAAAUUAAAUAAAUAUAGAUUUUUUAAAUAUUAUAUAUAUAAUUAUGGGAAGGGGUAGGGGGGGUUUAAAAAAAAUAAUUCAGAUAAUAUAUAGAGUUGAAAUUUAAAAAUUUUUCCCAUUAAAAUCGCUUUCAAAUGCCAUAGAUAUAGCUUUUUUAAAUAAUCGAACUUUCUAGAAAAUUCUUGAUCAGCCCUGCAUGGAUUGGAUAUUAUUAGUUUUAAAUCACCUAUAUUCCAAUACGGACUAAGAAGGGUAUUGCUACAAAGUUAGGCUUAUAUACAUCAAUUCACAUAGAGCCUAUAGCGUUGUCUAAGCCUAUUGACAUUUAUAUAGCUUAUAAAAUGAAAAAUGAAAUGGGGCCCUUGGCCCCAGCGGAAUGGAUAUUAUGAAUUCAGUACCCUUUGGUAUUUGAAUAUGGUCAAGAUCCAUUCGUUCGUGUAGGAGCAUUUAUUGGUAGUUUUAUUUAUAUAGCUCAUGUAAGAAUAAAAAAGAGAAUUAGGGCCCCAAACGGAAUGUUAUAAAAAGUUCAUAACCCCUUAAGAGUUCCUUCAAGACAAUGAUAAAUAUAUGUGCCAAGUUUGGUUAAGAUCCAUCAAUCCAUGUAAAAGCCUUUGUUGAACAAACAAAUCCACAAACCCACAAAUUUUCACUUUUAUAUAAUAUAUAAUCAUAUAAUAUAAUAAUAUAUUAUAUUAUAAUAUAAUCAUAUUAUAUAUAUGAUAUUUUAUACAAUUUUGAAGUUUUUUUUUGUUUUGCUUUUACUUUCCCUUUUGCUGUUUCUGCCUAAACUUUACAGUUGGUUGUCUUUGUUAACAUUUUGUAAAUUUUGAUUGUUCCUUUCAAGCUACAAUAAACAUUUAAAAGUAAACCAUUCAUUCUUUUAAAAUUUAGACUUUAAUCAUGAAAAAAAAAAUUCCAGAUAAGUAUAGAAGCUAUGAAUGAAACAUUAUUGAUGCUUAAUUAACUGUCAUUUCACACACAACCCCCACUGUUCCUGUUUGCUUCCCAACACCAAUUUCUCAAUGUCUAAUAAUUACCCUGGUUGUUGGUUGCACAAUUUGGAAAAUGUUACCAAGGGAUACCAUCACUAAAAGUUUGAGAACCACUUAUGUAGCAUUUGUACAUAGCUUGUACCUAAUAUGUUUCUUUAAAUCAUAAUUUGAGAUGAUAAUGAUACAAAUUAUUUAUAUUGAGCUGUUGUUCUCCACUACAUAAACAGAGAUUCUCAAACCUUGAAUUGUACAUAUUACCAACCCAUUUACUAAUCUCUUACUGACAAAAUGAUACAAACAAAACAAAAAAAAUAUUAAAACAAUUAGAUGUUAUUAAAAUACUGUGAACUGCAGUCAUAAGGAGAGACAUUUUUUUAAAAAAAAAAACACUUUUUUUGUAUGUCUUUGUGGCAUCACUAUAUGAUGUUGAUAUGAUAUGUAUGGGCUAUGUUCAAAUUUUUUUAAAAUAGAGUAGCUUGCUCAUGGUUGCCGCCUACUUUUAUUACUUUGGGUUGGUUCUAAAAUCAUGUUUGUUGUUUCUUAACUCGAUUCCAGUAAGUUAAAUAGGGUUAAUUAAAACAGACCCAAAAAUGAAAUUUAAAAAAGUUAAAUUUAUAAUUUUACUCUCAAUUAUUUCUUUCCUCUCAAUUCACGGUAACGUCAUCCGAUCCAUGUUUACUCAGACAAACCAUGACAACAACAAAUGAUAUGAAAGCGGAAAUGAUAUUCACCAACCCAAUUCAAUUUACUAUUUUCUCUCCAACAAUAAAAAGUUUUUUCGUUAUUGAAUGUACCUAAUGGACCUUCAAUAUAAAAACUUUCAUCUUUGCUAAAAGUUAAAAAAAAAAUAAUAAAAAAGCAGAGUUCUUUAAAAGUUGUUUAUUGUUUAAGGUUAUUGUUGUAGGUUGAUUACCGUUUCAAUGUAGCAUCUGAAGUUACCACACCUUCCUUCGAUGUCAGCACAGUUCUGUUGGAUGAUGGCAUUAAUUCUUUCAAUUUGAUGAUUUGUACAAAGUAAGCAAUUCAUUUUGGGAGUUACAAGGCACUUUUUUAACAUAAAAUAUAAAUAAUACUUAAUUUGUUUAACAGACAUCACAAAAAUUUUUCCAUAACAACUUGAAAACUGAAAAGUAAUUGUGCUAAAGUACAUGAUGUUUAACAAAAACUCCCAAAGAACAAAUUGCCCUCUGCUCUUGUGUGGCGUAAGCAAGAGAGGAAACAAUUAUACAAAUUUUAAUAUAAAUGACUACACAUUCAAUGGUAAGUGCAUGCAAAAUCAAAGUUGAGUUAAUAUGUUACAACCCUAAAUUUUAUUUAAAAAAUUAAAAUAAAAAAGUGUGACCUAUACUCAUAUAUAGAGUAUUCACUUUUUCCAUUUCAUUUUUUUUAGUAUUGCCCAAAUGUUUUUUUCCUGUAUAGUAGCAUGCUGGAUCUUCUAAUUUUAUGAAUGACAUUGUUUCCUACUAUUUAUUAGACACCAGUAAGUUACUGUUGUCACCAAGAAAUUCUUUAACAAUCUUUACUAUUUGAAUUAAGUUUUAUUACCAUAACAUGAAUGUUACACCGUAAGUAUAAUUUAAAUUGUAAGACCUUAUUUAUUAAAAAGAAAUAACCAAUUUUGGUUAAAAUCUUUUAGAGCUCAUCUUUAUUUUGAGGUUAAAAUAGAAUUAUUUGUCACUAUCAGAUGGUUGUUGAAAAAAGAAACAGGUAUGGUUGUACAGGAGAUCAGCAUUCCCUCUGGAUUCCAACCAGAUCUCUCUACACUUGGUAAUGUGGCUGGUUUGAAGAGGUCUGAGAGGAAGGGAGGAGUCGUAGCCAUAUAUUUUGAUAAGGUUUGUUUUUAUAUGUUUUUUCCAUAUAAUUUUUACCAUUGAUGCUUAUUAUGUUUUGUGAAGAUUAUAUCAUCCAUAAUAUUAUUUUUUUGUAAGUAAUAUAAGCAACAACAAAAAUAACACAACCUUUACAUAAUUUAAAAUAAAAUAUAAAACCUACAUUUAAAAAAAAAAAAAGAAUAAUUUUUUGUGUGCCUUAAAUUAGAACAUAAAAGAAGUAAAUUCACAUUAUAAAUUUAAAAUUAGGGUCAAAAUCUAUUUCACAAAUGAUUUUCUCUAGAAAUCAGUCAAAUGAAAAAAAAUAAUUUAAAAUGUCUCUUUCAUUUGUUAAAACAAAUAGAUCGGCAGUUCAUCAUUAUGCUACAGUUUGAGAAUGGUUCGUGAAUCCAAAGUGGCCAAGUCACAAAGCUCUUAUGUCAAAACAUUUUCAUACUAUUCCCCAGGUAAAUCUUAACAUUGUGUCAUUAUAGCCUACAUAUCAGCGUUUUUUUUCAAAUAUGAUGAUAACUUUCAUUAGAUUACAAUACAAAACUUUGCUAGUAUGUUUGCAUCACAGUUGUUCAGUGUUAUUUCAAUCAGUAAAUAACAGCCUGUUAAGCUCAAGUAGACAUUUUGCUGUUUAUAUUUACAAACUACUUUAUUAAAUGGAACAAUAUGUGCUUAGUCUUGAGAAGAAAGACAGGAUUUAUAAUAUAGAAGGUUUUUGGCUAGAUGCCUUUUUCAAAAGACAAUACAAAACAAGAAAAAUAUACUUAAAGUUAAAAUAGAAAUAAAACUUAUGUUUUUGAAAAUCUCAAUAAUGUCAACGUAGCUCAAUGUUUAGAACAGGAAGCGAAACUUUGAGCUAUAUUGAAAUUGCUGAGAUAAUCUAUUAAAUCAUUUCAUGUUGCUCAAAUCACAUUUGUAGCAAAGAAAUAGUUAUAAAUGUUAGACGUUAAUAUUUAAAGAAUUACUUUUGAUCACUUAAAUUUUCUUCUACAUCAAUUUUUGAUCCAAAUUAUUAAUUUAGGAGACUCUUAAAGGAAUUUUAAGUUAAGUCAAAAGCUUAUAUUUAGUGAUGGAAUGAUUUAAACUAUUUUCUGCAGCAUAAUUAUAUGUCUACUAUUACUAUUCUUUUAAAAUAGAUGACCAGAGCACUGUCUUCUACCUACCAAAAGCACUACGAGAUUCAAACAUCUGUGAUGUAUGCGUUGGGUGUUGCCCAUGGCUUCUGCAAUGAUAUAUUUAUUGCUCCAGGAAUCAAACAAUUCUAAUUAAACAAUGUCAUUCUAUUUGGAGACUUUGAAAAAAAAAAAGAUUCUUUAAUUAAACAAACUGAU
Messenger RNA from Lymnaea stagnalis (great pond snail), 16460 nucleotides. NCBI's taxonomy places the organism in Eukaryota, Metazoa, Mollusca, Gastropoda, Lymnaeidae. The record is from the annotation of a GenBank genome assembly.